AUGCUCAAAACAAUUGAUCUCAACAUUAUCACAACAGAACAAGAACUUGUUCCAAUUAUCAAGAAUUGUCUACGGGACCGUGGCAUUUUUUUGUUGAAGAACUAUGCCAAUAUCGAAGCUGUUCGAACGCUUUUGUUGACAUUGAAGGACGAGCCACCCAACAUUGCUGAAGGCCUCAAUCAAAAUUUCACAGGCAGUGCACUGCUGGAAAAUGGGGUAAGUGUGGAGCAAUUUGUCGGAAAUCCUAAUGGAACGAGUUUUCAAAAAACCGCGCUAGGAAGACUCACUUCUAGGUUGAUCAAAAUAGCUAAUUUCUUUGCAAAUGCUAGUCUGGCAGCCGCAUGUCCCAAUGAAUCUCUUACGUUAUUAAAUGAUGUUAAAAGCUGCACUAAGAUAACAAGGUAUCACAAGUCAAUAUCUAAAUCUAUUUUAGAUUUAGAGUUUGACUACGAAGAUGAGUACGCUAUUUACAAUUCUCCCGGGGUCAUAACAGUUUUCCCCAUUGCUCAAGGAAUCAAAUACAACCUGAACGGGAAGUGGGAAUUACUAGACGAACCGGACUGCAUUUUAAUUCAGACCGGGGAUCUCCUUUCACAUUAUUCCAAUAAUAUGCAUAUAACGGAACCUAUUAAAUUCUCUACCACAAACACCACACAUCUUACUGUAUUUCCACCGUUGGAAACCAUGGUAGGACCUCAAACAAUAUCAAAUUUACUUUUGAACAAUCAGAUCGGGGAGUUUCCAGCAAUAAUUCAAAAACUAUAUCCGGAUGCAUAUGCCAAAGAAGCCCUGAAAAAAAGAGUAGAGUUUUGCAAAAACAUUUUCUAUGUCACGGAUUCGGUGUUGUCAUUGUAUUCCAUCUCAAGGUCUUUGCUGACGUCUGCGCCAGAGCUUUAUGUUCUUUUACCACAAAUAUCCAACAUGUUGAAGAGGAAAGUGUCGCAAGAAGACUUUCUCAGAAUGAUGACAAUCUGGAAUGAGUGCUACAUUCUAGAAGUGAACAGCAAUUUUGAGAUCACAAUAAGACCACCGCCCGGUGGCCUGCUCAAUGCGUUGUCCAGCAAGUCAAGAAAGUUGGAAUAUGCAGAAAAGGCAGACAAGUGGUUUACUUGCGCGAUUAGCGCUUCUCAUAUACCACAGAAUGUUCCUAUCCUUAGUAUAAAAAAGAGAAGAGGCAGUGAUGGCUCUUAUGAAGCACAAUCGGCCUCUGGCGACGUUGGCCUGACGCGGCCACUUGCACAGCCUAAAAAAACCAGAACAAGCGGCUAUAUUUCUAACACUAAAGAUAAGUUCAUGUUUAGAGAAGACAAAGGUAACUUGGGUAAUGCUUCUCUACUAGAAAGGAUUCGUGAGAAAGAGCGAAGAGCAUCCUCACUUCUUUCUCAAAGAGAGCGACAGCACGAACAGUUUCUUAACGUGAAGACGUUUCAAGUUUUUGACAUUUUAUUCUCACUCCCACAGGCUAAGCCAUACACAAUAACACACCUUACUUCGCUAAUUGUUGACAGUCUUGCCGACAGUAACAACCCUAUUGGGCAAAGCGAAACACACGAAGUACUAUCAAGGUUACAAUUGUUACUAAACGAUCGCAUUAACCUGGUUGAGACGGAAGGUUCUCUCAAAGUAUUUCGGUGGGUGGAUCUCGAUAGGAAAGUACUUUCUGAGAGGAUGAACGUGCAACCCUUAACUUAA
Lachancea nothofagi CBS 11611 is the source of this 1692-nucleotide messenger RNA. NCBI's taxonomy places the organism in Eukaryota, Fungi, Ascomycota, Saccharomycetes, Saccharomycetales, Saccharomycetaceae. The record is from the annotation of a GenBank genome assembly.